AUGGCUCGAGAAACGGGAAAAUCUUUGUUGAAUCAACACACAGAAAAGCACUUCACUGCUGGAGAAAUUGUUCGUGACAUAAUCAUCGGUGUUUCCGACGGACUUACCGUACCUUUUGCGCUUGCGGCCGGUCUGUCCGGCGCCAAUGCAUCGUCCUCCAUAAUUCUCACCGCCGGCAUAGCCGAGGUAGCUGCCGGAGCCAUCUCCAUGGGACUUGGAGGGUAUCUCGCUGCUAAAAGUGAGGCAGAUCAUUAUAUCAGAGAAAUGAAAAGAGAAGAGGAAGAGAUCAAUGAUGUGCCCGAUACAGAAGCUGCUGAGGUUGCAGAGAUACUAUCCGAAUAUGGGGUUCAGCCGCAUGAAUACACGCCAGUAGUGAAUGCUCUGAGGAAGAAUCCGCAGGCAUGGCUGGAUUUUAUGAUGAAGUUUGAGCUGGGAUUGGAGAAGCCAAAUCCAAAGAGAGCACUUCAAAGUGCAUUUACAAUUGCAAUUGCUUACAUUGUGGGUGGAAUGGUGCCACUAAUUCCCUACAUUUUCAUUCCAAUUGCAAAAAAAGCUGUGAUUGCCUCUGUAGUGUUAACUCUAUUGGCAUUGCUAAUCUUUGGUUACGCAAAAGGUUACUUCACUGGGAAUAAGCCCAUUAGGAGCGCUCUACAAACUGCACUAAUUGGAGCUAUUGCAUCUGCUGCUGCUUUUGGCAUGGCCAAAGCUGUUCAAGGAUAG
Fraxinus pennsylvanica is the source of this 720-nucleotide messenger RNA. The record is from the annotation of a GenBank genome assembly. NCBI's taxonomy places the organism in Eukaryota, Viridiplantae, Streptophyta, Magnoliopsida, Lamiales, Oleaceae.